Saprolegnia diclina VS20 is the source of this 823-nucleotide messenger RNA. RefSeq lists its product as hypothetical. The transcript has 4 exons. The record is from RefSeq and is a predicted model, not a curated record. Gene Ontology annotation, biological process: lipid storage. NCBI's taxonomy places the organism in Eukaryota, Oomycota, Saprolegniomycetes, Saprolegniales, Saprolegniaceae. Bases 1 to 795 code for a protein of 264 amino acids. Gene Ontology annotation, cellular component: endoplasmic reticulum membrane.
AUGCCCCAGUGGAGCGACCCGUUCGUGGCGGCCAACGUCGUCGUCGCCGUCGUCGUUGUCUACUGCAGCGUCAUGAGCCCAUGGAAGUACACGCGCGUGUCUGGCCCAUGCUCGUCCAACUGGCUCGACGUCCGCGACCCUGAUAGCAAGGCCGUGUGCUGCAACGACUCGAGCACCGCGCCAUGCUACGUCGGCAUGACCGAGCUGCACGAGCUCACGCAUGGGCAGGGUGCAUGGAUCCUCCCGCUCGUCGCAGCCCUCGUCAACUUUGGCUUGACCAUGUUCCUGCCCAACGUCACGUCGCGCCACAUGUCGGCCAUCUACAACCGCUUGGGGUUGUACUUUGCGCUCAUGAUCUACCGCACGAUUGUUCUCUAUGGCGCCCUGAACCUCGUCGAGAAGGCGCUCUUCCCGCCCGCGACUUCGUGCUGGUACGCGCCGCUGCGCCGCAACAAGCGCUGCAUCGACAGCUUUGACCACGCGGACCACAUUGUGCUCUACAUGACGCACUUUAUCGCGACGUCGUGCUUUGAGUGGAAGGUGCUGCAGCGCGACCGCGUCGUGAGCGUGUUCAAGCGACACGUGCUCUCGCUCUGGCUGCUCUUUGUGCUCGGACUCUCGGUGUACGCCAUCUUUCACACCGCGUACUCGUUCCAUAGCUGCUGGGAAAACAUUGUCGGCAUGCUCAUCGCCCAAAUAUGUGUCAUGCUGCCCCUCUACCUCCUCUCGGAAGACUACUUUGGCGCCCUGCGCUUUGGCGCCUUCCUCACCAAAGACCGUCUCUUGACCAAGUAGCUCGAGGACGUCGCAGCUGUCUUCUUGC